AUGACGGCGAACAUUCUGGAUGAAAAUCGCUGGAUGAAGACGUCAUGCGUGAACGGCCACGUAGUCGAUUGGCGUUCACGUAUGGCGAAGUCGUCUGCUGUUGAGAGCAAGGAGAAGCCGGCCGCCCAGCCUGAUGACUCCCGUCAACAAGCGGCAGCGAUAACUGAUGCUCUUCAUCCGUCAGUCUGUCGUCAAACGUUCGGCCAUUACCGAUGA
Angiostrongylus costaricensis is the source of this 216-nucleotide messenger RNA. The record is from the annotation of a GenBank genome assembly. Lineage: Eukaryota; Metazoa; Nematoda; Chromadorea; Rhabditida; Metastrongylidae.